Molecule: messenger RNA, 1592 nt
Organism: Lates calcarifer (barramundi perch)
Lineage: Eukaryota; Metazoa; Chordata; Actinopteri; Centropomidae
Gene: rd3
Product: retinal degeneration 3, GUCY2D regulator
Exons: 3
Coding region: 369-1025 (218 amino acids)
Source: RefSeq, a predicted model, not a curated record
GAUGGUGCCCCCAACCUCCUGCAACAAGUAAAGGCAGGCCAGAGAGGCUCCUGGGAGGAGGAGGAGGGGGGGAGAUGAAGACAGAGAGAGAGAGAGAGAGAGAGAGAGAGGUGGAGAUAAUACUGUGGGACUGUGAGAGGACGGGAGAGCAGAGAGAGAGAAACCAUUUCUCUCCUCUCUCUGCUUUUCAAUCAACCAGUCUCCUCUCUUCAGUAUCCGUCAACCCAUCUGCUCUCUGAGGACUUUUCUAAUUCUGCUUUACUGUGAUUCUGCCUCUUGUGGAGUCCAGGACAAACUUAAGAAAAAGAAAGAGAGGAAGAGUGUGAUUGUCUUUUGCUCAUCAGGGGCCCGUGAAGGAGGACAAGGCCAUGGCCUCCUGGUUCAGCUGGAAUGAGCCUUAUUACCGGAGCCCCCAGAGGGACCCGGCCGACGUGGUCACCGACACCCUGAUGGUGGAGUUCAGCUGGCAGCUGAAGGAGGCGGAGAGGCAGCAGAGGGAGAGGGAGAACGAGUACCAGCGCCUCAAGACUGGAGUGGACUACAGCUGGCUGGCCAGCACGCCCCGCUCCUCCUACAGCAUCAGCACCGGGGAGAGGCUCGGCCUGGAGGACCUCUGCUCCAAGGUGCCGCCAUCCUGCUGCGGGCUGGUCAUACUCAAGUUCAGGGAGGUCAUGCAGGCCAAUGAGCCUGAGGUGCAUGAGGUGUCCAGCCUGUUCCGCUCCGUCCUCCUUGAGGCUCUGGACCACCUGAAGGAGGAGCAGGAGGCACAGCGGCUUGCCCGCCAGUGGAACAACAAACGUGCCAUGAGCAUGUCGCUCAUGAACUUCAGGUCCCGGAUCAAGAUCAACCCCUUCGGGAGCACGGUGGGCCUGACCUCCGCCGCUGCCGAAGGGGCUGGGCUGAGCGACCUCAAAACGGUGUCGGAGGACGUGGAGAGGGGGAUGGAGAGGGAGGACAGGGCACAGAGGGUGUGGAGCAUGCCUGACUUCAGAUACAAAGGAGCCGACAGCAGUAAGGUCGUUUGAUGCAGGACGUUUUGAGGUGGGACAGAUGCUCGUCUCUGGGACUCUGCUGCUGUACAUCCACUUUGCACCAGGCGAGGGAGGAUGAAUCCCAUCAUCCUCCUUCCUCCUCAGUAUGAGACCACUCAGCAUUUCGAUCUGUUUACUUACCUUUCCAUCUGAAAGGGCGAUGCCAGGUGUUUUUCUCAGAUCUUCUGUACCUUGACAACACUGAUUUUCAGCACUUGAAACAGUUUUGCAUGAGAUUAUCACCUCUCACAGUGAUGCCUUUUAUAUUUUGUAGAGAUUUGGCAUCUAAGCACUGAGGGCUAUUUGCUGUAGCCUUGUAGCGAUAUUUAUGUAAUACACAGGCUUUCUUGUUGCAGGAGAAAAUGGUUGUGUUACAUCAGGCAGCACAAGUAGCCUGAGAGGUGAAUAAUCUUUUAUGACAGGAUGUUUUGCAUGAGAUUUCUGUAUAGAUGUUAAUCAUUAAGUCUUAAAUCCAAGGUAAUAUUCAACUUUCACAUUAACAUCAUACAGGGAGUGAGUCAUGCUCACUCCCUAGACUGCACUUUGCUUUCUCGCAACAGC